Molecule: messenger RNA, 1480 nt
Organism: Orbicella faveolata
Lineage: Eukaryota; Metazoa; Cnidaria; Anthozoa; Scleractinia; Merulinidae
Source: RefSeq, a predicted model, not a curated record
GCGCCGGGCGGCAGUGUAGCGAGGUAUGGGAUUUCCUCCGUCAUAACUUUGGUUUGGGUUUUAUUUACUUUAUCUGUUAUAAAAGAAGACAGCGCUAUCGCUAAGCAGUUAAACAGUUCAACACUUGAGAGAGAAGAAACAACUCAACAGAAUCUUCAAUUACCUUCAGCUAGAAACGAUCCUUGGAUUUCACUAGGAACUUACAACAUAAGAUAUCAAACGAAGAAACAAACAUGUACAUGCAGGAAUCACUCGCUUUGCUCGUUCUUCUUCCAUUACUCGGAAAUUCAGUUGAAGUUAACAACGAAUUCUGUAAACCGCGUCCAACUUUGGUCGCCAUCGACAACCCAGACUACAAAUUCUUUCCGUACUUUGUGAAACUGCAUCGAUGCGGAGGAUCGUGUGACAAUGUACAACCUUCAGUUCAGUCAUGCACUCCUCUUCAGUACAACGAAGUACCCGUCACGGUACAGGUGAUUGGGACAAGCGAGACCAAAGUCAUCAAGGAGAAAAAUCAUACACGCUGUGGCUGCGAAUGCGUUAUCAGCCCGGACAAUUGUGACUUAGAAUUUGAGGACUGGAGACCAGACAUGUGCCAGUGCAAGUGUAAAUACAAUGACACGCCCCCAGUGCCUUGUGGGCAGGGAAUGAUCUGGAGCAGGAGCCACUGCAGGUGCAUGUGCAAUAAGGUGCCAGAGCAGUGUGGACCAAAUAAGGUAUGGAGUUCCAAAGCUUGUGGCUGUGUUUGCAAGGAAAGAAGAUACCGGAAUUGCGCGCGAAGACAAAAGUUUGUUGACGAGGAAACGUGUAUGUGCACUAACGUAAUGCAGGGACCGGAAACAAAUCAAGUAUCAAAUCCAAAACCCCAACAGAAAGGUGGAUUACCUCAGGAAUUCUAUGUAGUCAUGUUUCUUGGACAGUUUGUCCUCAUGUAUUUGGUGUUUGAUGCCAUCCUGUACCGCAAGAAAGCUGGAUUGAUUUAUCGUGUCACAAGGAGUUGUUCAACGAAAGGUAAUCAUUCAAACAUUGACAGUUCAAGAGAAGAUAUUUUUAGCGAUUCAAGCCGCUCAUCUACAGUGAUCACAGAUCUACCCACAGAAACGGGAGAAAACAACAUGGCCGCCGCGCAUGCGUGAAACUAUUGUAAUUCAGACUUGCUGACGUAACAGCAAACCCGUGUCCUGUCCUUAAGGAUACUAGCAAUAGCAGUGUAAGAUGUUUUCUAGUUGCCCGACACCGUGAGCUGAAAGUUUAAUUUUUAAAUUUACGGCUAUGAGAAGUGUACAAAGUCAUUGUUUCCGAGAUCAAUAACCUCGAGAAAAGUUAUUUAAUAUAUAUUUAUUUAUUUAUAUCAGUGAGCGUUAUUUAAGUAGGAUGCUGCCUGCAUGAAAUGUUGGAGAAACUUGAUUAUUUAUUGUAAAAGUUAUUUAUGACUUUGAAAAGAGGAUACAAAAUAAAUACGAUCUAUGUGACUGCUUGA